GAUCUAGACUUGGGGGCUUUCAGCUACACCAAAGAAAGGAAGCUGUCCAUGUUGCCUCUUGAAUCAUAGACGGUAUGCGGCGUGCCUACUAGAUACAGUACCUAGUAGUAGACAGAUAAUGCUAUCGGUCAGCCCCGCUGUAUUCCCAUAUCCAUCUACGGAGUUCGCUUUAGCUAGAAAUGCGCGGCGUUGGUUAUAAACGAGAUGAUAAAAUUUUUUGACACCUGGUGUUUAAACGUCGAGUCUUACAUCUCAGCAGCAUUCAAAGUUAUUAAAGAUUACCUAUAUACCUACUUACAUACCUACAUAUGUAUCUGCUUGGAUUCCAUUCUACUUUAUCUUAGGUAAAUACUACCUAAGAUAUAAUUGCGCGCGAUAUACUAGGUACCUUUUGAUUCUUGGUGGCAUCACUACCUAGAUUAGUACCUAGGUAGUAAUUAAUUCACCUAGGUACACUCGUACUUCAGGCUCAUACAGGAUCGUCAUAAUCGAGAUAUAUAAUAUUUGAGCAGUCUCCUAUUUAGAAGUCGUCGUUAGUAUCGCCGCCGCCUCUUUUUCCUAUAACAUACAUACGACCCACUACAAGAUGGAUGAAGAUCAGGGUCCGUCCCAAAUUGUGCCACAGCAUGAACUGAAGAAGACUAUGGGCGAUCGAUUAAAUGGCCUCAAGAAAGUAUUCUUCACGAGACAAGGUAUGCUGGGCGAUUACGACUAUGUCUUCCUUCUACGGCCCAAUCUACCAUUCAUGAAGAAGUCUCGACAAGCUUCACCUUUCUUUGGCCUCAAUGAUAAGAUGCCUGUCGUUCUGGCACUUCUCCUCGGUCUCCAACAUGCUUUGGCCAUGCUUGCUGGGAUUAUCACGCCUCCCAUUAUCAUGUCAUCCGGAGUUAACCUACCUGCGGAGUUACAGCAGUAUCUGGUCUCAACCGCCCUGAUUGUUUCCGGCAUUCUCUCCAUGAUUCAGAUCACCAGAUUUCAUAUAUACGGGACCCCAUAUUACCUCGGGACCGGGCUCAUCUCAGUUGUCGGUAUAUCAUUUUCUAUAAUCUCGGUGGCGUCGGGUGCCUUUGCACAAAUGUACGCGAACGGGAUGUGUCCGACAGAUGCAGAUGGUACCAAAUUGCCUUGUCCGGACGCUUACGGAGCACUUCUUGGAACUGCAGCAGUGUGUGCUCUUAUCGAAGUUCUCAUCGCCUUCAUACCGCCGAAAAUCAUGCUUAAAAUAUUCCCUCCUAUCGUCACCGGCCCGACGGUGAUGUUAAUUGGCAUUAGCCUCAUUGAGACAGGCUUCAAAAACUGGGCUGGUGGUAGCGGGUCUUGCUCAGAUGCCACACACACGGCGUUCUAUGACGUGUGCCCAAACGUUGGUGCUCCUCACGCUCUACCUUGGGGCUCGCCGGAGUAUCUAGGGCUUGGAUUUUUGGUAUUUCUCACCAUCAUAUUAUGCGAACGUUUCGGCGCUCCGAUAAUGAAGUCUACAAGUGUCAUUGUCGGUCUACUUGUAGGUUGUAUCGUCGCCGCAGCGACAGGCUACUUUGAUCGUUCGGGGAUCGACGCCGCUCCGGUCGCAUCUUUCAUAUGGGUUCACACAUUCAAGCUUACAGUGUAUGGACCUCUCGUGCUACCGGUGCUGGCGGUAUUCAUAAUCUGCGCAUGUGAAGCCAUCGGAGAUAUUACGGCCACGUGUGAUGUCUCCCGCCUCGAGGUAGAAGGCAGCACGUAUGAGUCCCGCAUUCAGGGUGGCGUGUUAGCCGACGGGAUAAACGGCAUUCUCGCCGCUCUAAUGACCAUCACACCCAUGUCCACGUUUGCGCAGAACAACGGAGUGAUCGCUCUCACACGUUGCGCAAACCGCACGGCCGGGUACUGUUGCUGUUUCUUCUUGAUCAUAAUGGGCAUAUUCGCAAAAUUUGCGGCUGCUCUUGUUGCUAUCCCAUCACCUGUUCUUGGUGGAAUGACUACAUUUUUAUUCUGCUCCGUGGCUGUUUCCGGCAUCGCCAUUAUAGCACGUGGAGUUCCCUUCAAUCGCCGAAACCGAUUUAUCUUGACGGCUGGUUUAUCCAUUGGAUAUGGAGCUACCCUUGUCCCGACCUACUUUAGUAACGUCUUUAGUUACAGCGGUGAUAACAAGAGUCUCCAGGGAUUCUUAGAUGCAAUUGUAUUAGUGAUGGAAACUGGUUUCACAGUUACGGCUUUCAUCUGCGUGAUCCUCAACUUGACGUUAGAGGAAGAGAUCGAAGAGACCGACGAAAAGCUAAUCGUUCCCGAGGAAGCGGUAGUAACGACGACGACGAAGCAUACGCCGAACAAUGCACAAAGUUUUGAUAGUAGUAGAGUUCCCUCGGGCCAUGAAAAACAGGUGUAGUAAGUGUAUGUGAAUAAUUGGAUAGUAAGAGGUACAUACAUUUAUAAUACUAGGGCUACAUAUAGGUAGCUACCUAGUAGGUACUUAGUGUUAAUUCAUGAGCACUUACACUUACCUGCCUACUAGGUAGAUAGGUAUAUGUUGUAUUGUUCUACCUGCACAAUGCAGUUCGUAUUUUCCUCAGUACUAUGUAUAAUAUAUUGUAUAGAAUUACCUAGGUAGAU
This is a messenger RNA of Annulohypoxylon maeteangense, 2589 nucleotides long. Its product is annotated as Xanthine/uracil permease. Gene Ontology annotation, biological process: xanthine transport; transmembrane transport. Gene Ontology annotation, cellular component: fungal-type vacuole; membrane. The record is from RefSeq and is a predicted model, not a curated record. NCBI's taxonomy places the organism in Eukaryota, Fungi, Ascomycota, Sordariomycetes, Xylariales, Hypoxylaceae. Gene Ontology annotation, molecular function: xanthine transmembrane transporter activity. The transcript has 6 exons. The coding region runs from base 587 to 2365 and encodes 592 amino acids.